Molecule: messenger RNA, 2897 nt
Organism: Betta splendens (Siamese fighting fish)
Lineage: Eukaryota; Metazoa; Chordata; Actinopteri; Anabantiformes; Osphronemidae
Product: G-protein coupled receptor 26-like
Exons: 3
Coding region: 479-1540 (353 amino acids)
Biological process (GO): adenylate cyclase-activating G protein-coupled receptor signaling pathway
Cellular component (GO): membrane
Molecular function (GO): G protein-coupled receptor activity
Source: RefSeq, a predicted model, not a curated record
GCAGUCGUGCGUCGUGCGUCUAUUUAUACACCAAAACGCUAUUUGUGAGUAGGGUUUCAGCAACAGGCUCGGCAUUCCGCCUCGUAGCUCUAUAAAAGAAGCCCGGAAGACGGCUCGCUCCAAGGACUUUUUCAAAGCUGCCCAAUAUGCCAAUGCGCAACUGCUCAGCCAAGAGACCGGACCAGUGGGAUGAGAGAGGUGCGUGAAAACCACCGCAGCGCCUCACACAAACCAGCCUCCAGCCGCGAGACUGUCCCCACACGGACUUCCCCACACUCCCAUAAUAAUCAGGUGAGGCUUCUCUCUAUGACCGUCCUUCUGCCGAAUCGUGGACGCCGUCGGGGGACUCCUCCGGUUACGGAAGGCAUUUGGAGCGUGUGGAAAGUACGCAGGACAAACACCGCAACUCCACGAUGACAGCGGGCUUCGGGACCGUGGAUGCGCGUAUCAAAAGUCGGGAUAUUUGAGCGGACGCGCCAUGGACGCGGCGGACAUCGUCGCCUCCGUGCUGAUCGUGGGGAUUAUCGUCGUGUCGCUGCUGUCCAACGUGGUGGUGCUGAUCUGCUUUCUGUACAACCCGGAGAUCCGCAAGCAGGUGCCCGGCCUCUUCAUCCUCAACCUGUCGCUGUGCAACCUGUUGCAGAGCGUGUCCAGCAUGCCAAUAACUCUAGUGGGGCUCAUCACCACGGGCCACCCCGGGGGAGACGGCUUCUGUCAAAUCGUGGGCUUCCUCGACACCUUUCUCACCACCAACUCCAUGCUCAGCAUGGCAGCGCUCAGCAUCGACCGAUGGGUGGCCGUGGUGUUCCCGCUGAGCUACCACUCCAGGAUCCGGCACCGGGACGCCGUGGUGGCGCUGGGAUACACGUGGAUCCACUCGCUGUGCUUCUCCACGGUGGCCACGUGCCGCUCGUGGGUCGGCUACCACCACCUGUACGCGUCGUGCACCCUGUGCAACGUGCGCGCGAAGGGUGCCGGCACGCAGUUCAUCGUCUUCACCGUGGCUCUGCACUCGCUCACCUUCCUCCUCACGCUCGUCGUGCUGUGCGUAACGUAUCUGAAAGUGCUGAAAGUGGCGCGGCUCCACUGCAAACGCAUCGACGUGAUCACCAUGCAGACGCUGGUGCUGCUUGUGGACAUCCAUCCCAGUGUGCGCCAGAAAUGCUUGGAUGAGCAGAAGCGGAGGAGGCAGCGAGCCACCAAGAAAAUCAGUACAUUCAUUGGCACAUUCGUGGUGUGCUUCACCCCCUAUGUCCUCACAAGAAUUGUGGAGCUCUUCUCCCCGGUGCCCAUAAGCUCCCACUGGGGCGUGCUGGCCAAGUGCCUGGCCUACAGCAAGGCGGCGAGCGACCCCUUCGUCUACUCGCUGCUGCGGCACCAGUACAGGAAGACCUGCGGCCUGCUGGCCAACAAAAUCCUCAAGCGCAGCCCGCUCCACUCGUCCUCCCUGCGGAUGGAGAGCAACGCGCAGAGGGGCCGCGACCCACGCGGCCCGAGCAACAGCGUCCCAUCGUCCGCCAACAAGCUGCUCGGCCCGUAGAGGUUCCAGGAAACAUGCAGGGUGUUUUCCAGAGUCAGUGAGUUUGGGAAUUUACGUCUUUCAUCGAGGGACACCGGAAGAGACGCUCAGAGAAGUCUUAAUCACUCUUUCCUGCCGGGUUCUGAGUCCGUGUCUUCGCUACUGUCAACAAAUAUAAAUGAAAAGAACCGGACUGAACAACAAACAAGCCGAGGACGGUUCUUGAAGUUCCUGAGCUCAUGUCACCGAGGUCUGCGCCACAGAAGAACAAGCCACGUUUGGCUCGGAGACUCAUAGUAACGGACAGCGAGUUGAAAAUAAUAGAAUAUCUGUGAUUGGAAAUAACAGAUCAACCACUUUUGUAGGUUGUGUGUGUACAGUAGAUUGUAACGGCAUUAACUAUAUCGCUACAGCCUUUUCCUGUAAAGGUUCAUACAGUAGUUUUUAGUUGGUUGGUUUUGUAGCAAACUGUGACUUUGUAUGUAACAUGGACAGUAACAUGAUGACUAAUGGUGUCAAAUGUGUCAGUAAACCAGUUGGGAACAAAACAGCCGCAAUUUCAAAUCUCAGAAAUGGGCUGAGUCGUAAAUUUGAAGUAUUAACGUUCUGUUACUGUCAAAGUUUUCAUCAAACCGGUGACGUAUCGACCCAGAUGUUAUGGAGUGUUUCUAUUACCUCAAGUCACUGCGGGUGCAAAUGAGGAGCAGGUACUGACCCGGUUUGCCUCCUGCCUGAAGUGAAUGACUGACUGAUUCAUAACUUCUGACCUCAUUGCUGAUUCUCUACCUGGGAAGAGUACUGUAAGCGUUCAAGCAGCGAUUUGACACUGAUUCUCACUGUAACCAUGCGGGGGUUGGGAGCGCGGCGCCAUUGUUUUAUGUGACGUUAUGUCGUACUGUAGCUGUGAGGCCUGCAUUCUAAAGUGCCUUUUAUGAUCAUGAAAUCUGAUGCUAUCACAACCCGACAGGAGAAAAUGUUGUGUUUGAGUAUUUUAUGGGUUGGUUGCGUGUGAUGACAGUCUGUAAAGCAGCUUGGUCAUAUUGAAGGAAAGUAUUAGGUAAUGUUUUUGUGUUUUCCCACCACGCUGUGUUGGUACAUCAGGCAAACAGGGCGACGUGUUAUUUGAAUGUGGUACAGUAGCCAGCUAUUCUGUGACGUGUAAUUAACAUUCCAGCUCAUGAUACGUGAGCAGCUGUGUGUAAAAAUGUCUUAUUUGGACAACAACGGACAAUAAGGAUGUUGUGUUGACUUUACUGUGACAUUAUGGAGCCUUUAAAAGGUAUAAAUCUAUUUAUUUUUGUCAAACGGUGUCUGAUUUUUGCUAAAUACAUUUGUGAUUAUAUUGCAAUAAAUGCUGUGCAUUUUAAAAUGAAAACAU